AUGCAGCGUUUCACAACCGGGGGACCCAGCGCAGCCGUGCUCCGAGCCCGGGCUUCAGUUUCUGGACUCGGACUGUUUCUAGUUAUUGGUGCGGAGGCGCUGCCGGGGCUGGAGACAUUAUCCGCGGUACAGGCCGGUGCUCCGCGGGACACGGGAUACGGGAAAGCGGCUUUGACGACAGGACGCACGUCCUCACGCGCACACGCACGCAGUCUCGCGCGAGCUGCAGACAAACACUCGGUGCUCCUCCGCCGAGAAAAGCAGCGCGGUUUGGCUCCAGGAGCACAGACUAAAGUUCAGGCUCCAUGUGGAGAGCAGCGGUGUGAGGCUGACACGGCUGACGCACACGGGCUACGGGACCGCUCUGUCCCGUCACACCGCGGACACUCUUCUAUGAGAGCUCCGCUCGUCUCGACGGGAACUUUGCGUGUUUGUGCGUGA
Molecule: messenger RNA, 441 nt
Organism: Knipowitschia caucasica
Lineage: Eukaryota; Metazoa; Chordata; Actinopteri; Gobiiformes; Gobiidae
Source: the annotation of a GenBank genome assembly